Molecule: messenger RNA, 2726 nt
Organism: Schistocerca serialis cubense
Lineage: Eukaryota; Metazoa; Arthropoda; Insecta; Orthoptera; Acrididae
Product: myosin heavy chain, clone 203-like
Exons: 12
Coding region: 758-2368 (536 amino acids)
Source: RefSeq, a predicted model, not a curated record
AAGCAAGCGAUGUGUUCGAAUCGAUCAAAACUUCGUUCAGUGUAGUAAAAAAACGAAGGAAAUGUGGGAGGAUUGAUGACAUUCACUUUUUGCUACACCGCUGACAGAACAAUUUGAAGUCCCGUUCAAGAAUAAUAUUAGUAUUUUUUCAAUAAGGAGACAUUGUAGUGUUAAAAAAUGCAGCAAGCAAUACAACAAACACGUAUCAACCAGUUAAGUAGAAUCCAAGUGCAACAACAGAGGCACUCAAGGACUAUCAAAAAGCAGACACUUUCUGAAAGUAAUAUACCCUCUAGUACAUCAAAGCAGCAAGGAUCCAUAUCAGUAUCACAGGGAAUGAAUGAUUUCCAAGCAAAAUUGAAGGCCGAGUCAGCUAGAGUUAUCGAAUGGCAAACCCAGAAAGAUUCACAGUGCAAAGAAAUGGAAAAAAGUGUACAACAACUAGAGGAACUUGUUGAAAGACAGAGAAAAAAUCUAUUAGAGCAACAAAAGAACUGUGAACAAGUGUCUCAGCAGUGUGCUAAUGAAAUAAAACAGCAAGAAGAAUUAGAAACAAAUGAAUCACAUUAGUGAUGUCAUCAUCUUAUUGGGAUACUGGAUUGUCUUCAGGACGCUGGCACUUCUGGAUCAUGCUCACUAUUGUCUGGUGAGAUAACUGGGCAUGAUCCUUUAAUGCUUGAUGAUGUGGCAGUGACUGUUGAAUUGGGACUUUCGCAGUUGAAGUCCAGUUCAUUGUCCUCCCAGCAACUGCAGCCUGAUGUCGCCUCCACCACUGCCACUAAUGCUGUUGAUGGAUGUACGAGAGAAACAUGUUGAUGAUGCCAGUAGAUGGAAAGCAGCUCGUUCCGCAUUUGAGCAGAAGAUGCGUGACACUGAAGAAAAACUUCAUGGUCUAGAAAGAGAACUGAAAGAAAAGGACAGUCACUUGACAUGUGUGAAAAUGCAGCUGCAGCAGAUAAAAGAGGCGAUGGAUAAAAUCAUAGGAGAACUUACUUCAAAAAUUGACAGCGUAAAGACAGCAGUGAUGGAAACAGAGAAUGAGAAGAACAAUUUGAAAGAUGAAAAACACAAAUUACUAAAUAUAUCUGAUGAGUUUCAGAAAAUGCAAGCAUCACAUAAAGAAUUAUUGUCACGUAUUAAGGAGGUUACAGAUCACUUGUCAACAUCAACAGACAAUCUGUCACAAAUACAGGCUGCACACCAUGAGAAGAAUGAACUUCUGAGUAAAACAUUGUCAGAAGUUAAAGACUUAAAUCAAAAGAUGAGAAAUGAAACAUCUUGUCUAGAUGUCUUAAGACAACAGCUUCAAGAAGAAUCAUCAUCAAGAAAAGUUCUUGAAGAGGAGGUAAUGAAAUGCAACACAUUACUUGAAGAGAAAACGAAGGAACUGGAAUUACUGAGAGGAAAUGAUGAAGCUGAAAUACUUAAACUAAAUGAGUUACUCUGUAAUAAAGACAUGGUCCUGAACCAUUUAUCUGUACAACUGGAAGAAUGUAAAGAAAAUUAUAAUAAUUUAGAUCAACAGAAGCAGCAGUAUUUGAAACAAUUAGAAGAUAUACAAAAAGAGAAUGAGGUGAUGGAAGAGAGACUGACAGGGAUUUCUGAAGAAUGCAGUAACCUAGAAGAAACUAUACAUGAACUUCAGCACUCAAAAGAUAAAUUAGAGUUGCUUAGUCAGUCAGCUACAAAAGACAGUAAUGAUGUAGAUGAACUGAUAAAUAAGCUGGAAAUUAAGUGUAAUGAUAUGGAGCAAGAAUUAAAAAAUAAAGAAGCAGAAUGCAAUGCAAAGAUUAAGGAUAUGCAGUCUUGCAUGGAAGAAUACAAGCAAUCAUAUGUUAGUAGACUAACCACUAAUGAAGAAGAAAAUAAAAAGGCCACAGAGAGGGUAGCACGGUUAGAGAAAGACAACAAUCAAUUGGCAAUGGAAAAGGUUAAGUUGCAAGAAAAAGUGGCACACAGUGAAGAAACAGUCAAUAAACAUGAUUCAGAAAUACAGCUACUUGAAAAGGAAAUAAACCAGCUGAAAGAAGAACUCAGAGAUAUAAAAGAUAAGCAAGCAAAGAAAGCAAGAGAACCUGCCAGUGUCAGUUCUGAAGAAAUGAAGAAGAAAACAGGAAAAGUUCCAGAGUCUCCAAGAAAGAUCCCUGGAUCACAGAGACACUUUAGCCAGAAACCUGUUACGUAUGAUGACUGGAGUGAAACAUCAGACGAUUCCUUUCUAGAUGUAACUUUUUCCAAGGGACUUGCAUCACGAUCUUUCUACAGUCAGCAUACUGGAUACAAGGAGGGAUUCACGAAGGCUGAAGUGCAUGCUGAAAAUGAUCAGCAAGAACGUUGCUCAAACAUAUUCAGUGCUUUACAAUCUUAGUAAUUUUUUUUUCUUUUUAUGCAGUGCAGUUUGACUGAUACAGAUUCAUAUAAUGACAAUUUUAAAAUACAAUCUUUUGCAACAGGUAUGGCAAGGUAGUUUUUUGUUGUAUUGUCCAGUGAUCCAGAUGUUGGAAUAGAUUCUUUUAAAUUCUGCCAGUGGAAUGUAUGUAAUGAUUAUACACUUGUGAUAAUGUUACUUCUCAUUCACAUUCACUAAUUUUAUUUUGCAACUACAUUGUUUGUUGGGAAUGGUGCUAAACAGCUCAAAGUUGUUUGGGCAAAUUGUUUAUAAAUCAUUGUAUAACAUCUCAUUUUGGGGUCUAGAGUUUGACUUGAAAUCUAAACAAGUUACUCGU